Molecule: messenger RNA, 7860 nt
Organism: Anguilla rostrata (American eel)
Lineage: Eukaryota; Metazoa; Chordata; Actinopteri; Anguilliformes; Anguillidae
Product: myotubularin-related protein 10-like
Exons: 22
Coding region: 4115-6400 (761 amino acids)
Biological process (GO): phosphatidylinositol dephosphorylation
Cellular component (GO): membrane; cytoplasm
Molecular function (GO): phosphatidylinositol-3-phosphate phosphatase activity
Source: RefSeq, a predicted model, not a curated record
UGUCAAAAAAACACAGUAAAAUGUGUUAAUACAACUCUAACAGAGUACAUAUGAGCACAAUUGGGACCAUAUGUAAUAUGAUGCAACAGUUCAUUUUCUUCUGCAGUUAUUGUAUGUAUACACUUAACAUUUUACUGUGUACAUACAAUAACCGCAGAAAAGUUCUUUUGUUGAAGGCAGAGGCAAAGUGUGGUAUGUACAAGAAGUACUGAGAAAAGUGAAAUCCUACAUAUUCACUGGGGACCAUGAAAUAGCAGGUGAGGGGGUCGAAGGGACUUAAGAAUUUGGAAAAGUGAAAACAUACAUACCCGUAAGAGUGUCUCUAGCUAUUGAAAACAACUUAAUUGACAUAGUUUUGAAUUCUUUGAAGUGCAUUGUACUGGAAAGAAACAAAUAUGACAUCUAAUGUGCAUGUACAUACCACAAGAGAGUGGCAGAAACGAUAGUGCUUUUUUGUGCUGGAAAUUGACCGGUAGAUGACGUGUUUUUUAUACGAGACCAAUGAAAAGUUAUAGUCAAAAUGUUUUUAUUUUAUUUUUUUAUUUACCAAUAAUACCCACUUUGGAGCAUUUACACACUGUGCUGUGCAGGUCACUUAUAUUUUUCAGGGCCAUAAGGGUUCUCAUAAUUUGGAUUGGUGCAACAUAAAUGAAGUAACAAGUACAGUACUAUGCAGAAGGAAAAUGCGAGAUAUUCUGUACCGCUCACUUCCUGUAUGUGAUUCACUUCCUUUUUGUACAACCGUGCACAUAAUCUGUAGGCUGAGAGCUUCCCAUAUAGCCUGGCCAUCAACAGGAGCGCACGUUCACAAUCUUCAGGAAGUUUUUGAAAAUUAAAAUACAUUUUUUUAAAUGCAGUAAAAACAACUGAGCGGUACGAGUAAUUAAUGGAAUUGUGUGUUUAGAGAUGCUACGCUGGCUGUGAUUAUUGCAGAAUACAACAAAGAACACUGCAACAUAACCUCCAUUUCAUGCUCAGUGAAAGAAAGUUUAUUUUUGUUGUAGCUACCUCUGUUUUAGUUACAGCCUAUAAACAAGAUUGUGACCACUCCAUCUGUGAGUAGCAAUGGACCUGUUGUGUGCUGGGCUUCUGCUACUUCUCAUAGGACAAGCUCGAGGGGCAACUUAUUUCCUUUAUCAGGAGAAGAAUGAAAGACAAACAAUGGUUUGUAAACACAAAUGCUGGCAAAUUGACAUGGACUAUGACAACAAAGUGGAUUGUAAUCUAACAGUGAGGAUGGAAAACAAAAAAAGCAAUGAAGAAAGCAGUCCAGAAAGCAAUGAAGAAAGCAGUCCAGACAGCAAUGAAAAAUCAGAUAACUGUGAGAAAAUUGGAAAGUACUUAAAUAGUAACAAAAGCUGCACCAGUAAAAAACCAGUAAAAUUUGUUGUUAAUCCAGAAAAAAAUAAUGGAUUUUUUGCUUGUGUUGAUGCCUUUCAGUCACAAUUUAUAUAUCCAUUUAAAUCAGUCGAAAAUGAUUAUUUCAUCAUAGCCUUUGCAAAACCGGAUGGUGAGUUUGCUUCUUUUCUUUUUUUUACCACAUUUUUCCUCAUGUGCAAAACUUGUGAAGGUUUAAUAUAUAAUGGCAGAGUACAAAUGCAAAAUUAUUUUUUAGGUAAUUGUCUAUGCAUGUGUAUGAGCUUUGUGGCUUUGAAUGCCAAAAUUAUAUUGCUUUGCUCUCUGUGUGAGGUUUUUUUCAGCUAUCAUACACAGUCACCUAAUCAGCAUUUAUAAGUGGUUGUCAAUAUCCAAUUGCCAUUGGUGAUUUUUUUUCUUGACCUAAAGUGCUUUAACCAUCAGUCUUCCUUUCCCCCCACAGUGGCCUUUGCCUCAAAUAAGAAAAAAUUCACACAUUAAUAUACAUGAGGGAGAGCCCAUUAUUCUGAUAUGCAAUUUCUUUAUCUCUCGAGCCUUUUCAAGCUUGCCUUAUGUUGUGUACUGGAUCAAAACAGGUGGUGAGGGCAGUACAUGUGUUUAUUCUUAUGAAUUUAAUUCUCAAGAAGGGGUACACUAUGACAUUCGGUGUUCUCUUGAAAACAACCUUCGAACCAGGGUCUCAAACACCACUUCAGAUAAUCCCUUUGAAAACCCCCACCACCAUAACCUGACCAUCAUCAAUGGCACACAUUCAGACAGUGGACAUUACGUGUGUGCUUUAAAUGUGAUAGACGGAACUGAAGGCAGCUGGGUGGUAAUUUCUAAUGUCACCGUAACCGUGGAUAAGAAGGAACAAGAAAACCAAAACACAGUUCAGCUUUCAGUGGAAUUUGCUCCCUUGUGUCUGGCUGUAGCCCUCUUAAUCAUCAGUAUCUUUGCCAUUGCCAUUUAUAUGAAGAGAAAGUCCAGCAUUGCUACGGAAUCCCAAUUUGUGAGAAAAGAAAGACAUCAAAAUGGAGAUGAAUCAAUCUACCCUGACAUUUCCCCUUACUCAGUGGCUGGAAGAGAAUUUCAGACAUAUUCUGUGGUAAAGCUGACCGCUAAGCCAGCAGCCCAUGGUGUGGAGGGGGACCAGGCUAAGCUCCCGACUGAGCCCUACUCCAUAGUCAGGUUCACCCCUCAGUGCAACACCUUGGGAAGAUCUCAGGAGGACAGGAAGCUGGAGCAUCCAUAGAAGCUUGUGGAUACAGGGGCCCUUGUGUAUGAGAGCAUGAUUGACACAUACAGCACCUGUAAAUGAUCUACAAAGGAAGCAUAUUUACAUUUUCAUUUGAAAACUUUCUGCUUUUUUUCCAUUAGCAAGUCAUAUGUGCAAUAGUUCCAGGGUUUUUGCUUUAAGAGCAUUAGAAUUACAAUGUGCAUUGUUAUAUAAUAUUAACUGGGUGUAUGUUUUUUUAGUUUACAAUAUAAUUAUUUGUGUAUAGCACAGUCUUCCGCUUGGAAAGAUAAAAUUGAGAUGCAUUAUGUAGCUACGUAUCCGAUGUCAGGUGUAUAUCAAGUUGGUUAUCCUGUUCAAUUUUCACUUUGUUUAAUAGAAGCUGUGCCACUGAAUACUGCUUUUAAAGUUUAAAAGUUAAUAAAAGGUGGCUUCUUUUCACGUGAAAUGUGCUGCCGGCCAUUCCUGCGCAAAGCAAAAUUUGUACUCGACACUAGAUGACGCUCAAUAUUCAUUACACUCCAAUACCAUUACCUAUUCUUACACCAGGCACGCAUUCAUUUAACAGAUUUGAACAAAAUAUAUAUUUAAAAUGUUGAUUUAAAAAAAAUCUGGGUAUACAAUGUGUGAACCAAAACGAAAGUAAUGUGCCAAUACGGAUGCUGAACUAUAGUUGGGCGACGCACCUCAUGCCUCGGGUCCAAUCUCCCACCAAUUCCCUUUAGGGAAAGUAUCUUUGCCAAUAUAACGAAAGUUGAAAGAAAUUCGGGAUUCAAUCAGGAGUAUGGAAAACCCCGAACAUACCUCUUCCUGUUGUGGUAGCAGCGCCAAAACACGUAAAGACCUCUCUCAAACCAUAAGCCUCGGUACACAUGGAAGUUACGCCCCGAACGUAGACAUGGGACCCUUGUUUAAACAGAUGAAAUGUAUCUGUUCAUUCGGCAUUCGGAAUGGUCAAAAGCAGGGGAUGGGGAAAGUUGUGCUAACGUGAACUCGUUUACUUUUCACACGCUGUCUCUUGUUUAAUAUGGCAGAUAUUGUACAUUGCGAAUAUAUUAAGCUCAGUGCAAGAAACGCGUGAACAUUCUGGUGGCAAUGGUUGUUUUAACGUAUUUGCUAUCUGGUACCGGUCUCCCACUGUGAAACGAUAGUGUGCUAACUUAACAUUACCGCUAGCGUGUCUGCUAGUAUAGCAUAAUACAGGACAAAAAUGAGAAGCGUCGUGGCAAGUCUUCACGUUGCGAUAGCCGGCCAAGUAACAAGUUAUAUCUGGCUUCUUUGCUAACUGACCAAAUGGAGAAUGGUAGUAACACGACAAAAACCGCCUUCUGUUGAGAAGGAAGCAACAGCUAAUUACUAUACCAGUAAUGGAAGUUAAAGUCUGUUAAAAGCAAUAGUUUAGCUAACGCUAGCUAUUGAGGUGAUUCACCUGCACACCUGUUGAUUUAGUAAAUUACACAGAAAGCGUGAACUAGCUAGCUAGUUGGCAAGCAAGCUUGCCAGCCACUUCUGCUGCUUGGGAUGUUUUCCGUCAAACCAUUGAAACCAACAUUUAAAUCAUACCUUCUGCCUUUACAGGCAGAUCUGACGAAAAGCCCCCUGUCGUUAGAGGCCAGAUUACUCUCAGGGGAGAUCGUGGUGAACGAGGCGAGCUUUGUGAGGAAGUGCAUCGGCACGGACAGCAGCCAGGACGAUCUGUGGGGGAAGCUGAUCUGCACCAACUUCAAGAUCUCCUUCAUCACCCAGGACCCAUCGCCUCGACAGAAAUUCCAUUAUGUAAAUCGACUGCUAGGAGAGCAUGACAUUCCGCUGGCUUGCGUGGAGCAGGUGGUGACAGUUAACGACGCUAAGGGGAAGCGGAAAGUUUUGGGGUCCAACCAGAAGCUGAAGUUCAGCCCCACCGAGCUCAUUGUCUACUGCAAGGACUUCCGCGUCGUCAGGUUCCGCUUCGACGAAGCCGGGCCCGAGAGCGCCAAGAAGGUGUGCCUUGCCAUCGCCCAUUAUUCCCAGCCUGCUGAUCCACAGCUUCUCUUUGGGUUCGAGUACGUUGGGAAGAGGUACCAUGCUUCAGGUGACCAGGUCAAUGGCGCAGACCAGGGGGGCGGCGUGCAGACGCCCCUCUUCGACCGCCCCUGCGACUGGGACCGAGAGAUCAAGCGCACGGGGGCGUCGGAGUGGAGGGUGUGCUCCGUCAACCAAGGCUACGCCGUCUCUCCCAGUCUUCCGGAGUACUUUGUGGUUCCGGUGUCCCUGGCCGACCAGGACCUGAAGCAGUACUCCGGCUUCUUCAUGGCUCAGCGUCUGCCCCUGUGGUGCUGGAACCAUCACAAUGGGAGCGCCCUGGUCCGAAUGGCCAACAUCAGCGACCCUGCGCAGCAGAGGAAGCUGGACCAGAGGAUCUGCAACGCCGUCACCAAGAGCCACCCCAAACGCGGCGAAGUCCUGAAGUUUGACCUGGACAAGGCCCUGCCCAACAUCCAGGACAUCCAGGCGGCUUUCGUCCGGCUCCGGCAGAUCUGUGUGAUCGAGCCCUAUGGGGAGUCCGAGGAGAAGUGGCUGUCGUCCAUGGAAAGCUCUCGGUGGCUGGAGUACGUCAGGGCCUUCCUGAAGCAUUCGGCAGAGGUGGUGUACAUGCUGGAGGGACAGCAGGCGUCCGUUAUUCUGAAAGAGGAGCAGGGGCGGGACCUGAGCUGCGUGGUCUCCUCCCUGGCCCAGCUGAUGCUGGACCCGCACUUCCGCAGCCUGGGCGGCUUCCAGAGCCUGGUGCAGAAGGAGUGGGUGAUGGCCGGCCACCGCUUCCUGGACCGCUGCAACCACCUGAAGAAGAGCGGCAAGGAGGAGUGUCCCCUCUUCCUGCUGUUCCUGGACUGCGUGUGGCAGCUGCUGAACCAGUACCCAGCUGCCUUCGAGUUCACUGAGACCUACCUGACCUUGCUGGCCGACAGCAUGUGGGUCCCGGUCUUCAGCACCUUCCUCUUCAACUGCCCCCGUCAGCACGCCGAGCACUGCAGGGCCUUGGCCAGCAGUAAGAACGCCCCUUUGGGGGAGGACAGGGGACUGCGAUUCCCCCCCGUGUGGGACUGGUCCCAGCAGUUCAGCCCGAAGGACCAGACCCUCUUCAACAGCCCUCUCUACGUGGGCAAGGGUGCCCCCUGUGUGCAGAACGGAGCAGUGAAGGCAUUCAGACGCACAAAGAAGAACUACAGCUCCACCCUGCGGGGAGUGCCCUCCCCGAGGAACGGCCUGCUGGGGGAGCACCCCCUCUUCCCCCGCCGCAACUCCCUGGCGCUCGGGUUCAAGCCGGACCCGCUGCAGCCGCGGGAGACGGCGGAGAGCCCGUGGGAGCGCUUCUCCCGGGACUGGUUCUCCCGGCCGGCGGACCUGCAGGGCCUGCUGCUGCCCCAGCUGCUGCCCUCCCACCUGCGGCUGUGGCGGCUCCACUUCCUGCGCUGGGCGGCGGAGGCGGAGAUCCCGCGCGGCGGCCCCGUCACCGCCUUCCGCAAGGCGUCCCAGCUGGCCGACGAGAUCGAGACGCUGCGGCUGCAGCUGCGGCAGGGCAACGGGCCCGCCCCCUGCCCGGGCUCCGCCCUCAGCCCCCCGCAGCCCGAGCGCCGCAGGAUGUACUUCAGGGCCGGCUCCCCCCGCGACCCCCCCUCGCCCCCCGGGGGGUACCUCAGCUCCUCCUUCCCCUUCUCGCCCGUGGGCAACCUGUGCCGCCGCAGCGGCCCGGGCACCCCCCUCAGCAAGCUCCUCAGCGGCGCCAAGAUCUGGCUCUCCACCGAAACGCUGGCCAGCGAGACUCUCUGAGCCCCGCCGCACCCCCCCCCCCCCGCCCCGGCUUCCUUACAUCCUUACAAGGGACCGCAGCAUAAGCUCUCCCUGCAAAGGGGGCUUGGAGCUUUGGGCUUUUUGCAUUUUAUUUAUUUAUUUUGCUUUGCAGGAGAUAAUUCACUAAGUCGCUCAAAUCGCACAUUUUCCUGAGUAAGCUUGCUGUGUACCUGGUUUCCCGGGUGUCGGGUAUCGAAGCGUGAGAUGCAGAGGUAUUAGCGUGCUUGUAUUUGUACGGGAAGAGCGAGGCGCUGGAGUUUCAGCGGAGAUGCUUACACCGAGCUGAAGAGGCCUGCGGAGGGAAAUGCUAAUUGAUUUAAUGCUUUUAAUCUUUGGUGCUUUACGCUCUUCGAGCCUCUUAAGCAUUUCGUAGAGCGGUGUUUUUUAUUUUUUUUGAGAAACCUUCUAGUAAAGAGCAGCAGUCACUGUUUUUCAUUUUGUUGAGGUAGGGUAGGGCAGUUUAAUUUUACCACCUGUUGACUGGUGCAUUAGUCAACACUAUUCUAGUGGGUUUUUUUUUCUUCUUCUUUGUGGUUUUAGGACUUUGAGGAACUUUCUAAACAGCAAAACCUUCUGUUUAGAAAGUUUUUGGAGAAAAAAUUUCACAGAACCAUUCAAGUUUCUAUUUGACCCAUACGCAGGGGAAGUAGAAUAUUCAGAGUUGCAGAUUCAUGGUUCAUGUUCCGCCUCUUGGGUUUCGUGAAUCAUAGACCGCAGUGACAUCGCCGCCUUCGCGCUCUCAUGCAAUCUCACUGACGACCUCCCACCAACAGUCAGAACCGUUACACUGAUACUGCCACACUCUGAUGCCUGUUGUGCGGUCAUCUGAAUCUGACCCACCAAGCAUUCGUCUUUAGAAACACUAAAAAUUUGAGAGUCAAGCCCCUCCCUUUUCAACAAACCAAAUAUUUGUCCACACGAUCUCUUGGGAUGGUUGUAUGGCAAAGUUUGAUCCUUUUGUUGCUAACAAAAUGUAGCCUACAUUUUGUUCCUUUCCCUUGAUUUUCAUUAUUUUAAUUUGUGACCUUUUUUUAAUGGUAUUAAAUGGCAGCUAUUAAUGUAUGGUAAUUCAAGUGAGCUGCGUUUGUUUACCACAAAUUUUCUCUGAGGAUGCACUUUGCUGUUAAUGUAUGACCAUUAUGCUUUUUGUGUUUGCAUAAUUUGAUAAUGGAAAAACAGCACUGAUAUUUAUAAAGUUAUGCAACUAACUGGGGCACCGGAAGUCCUGUGUGCCUUUAAAGGGGAGUUUGAGCUUGAGCCUCACGGUGCAUUCAGAAUGCUGAGUCUGUGCUUUUGCUUGUCCAGUUUCAUUUUUAACAACCAUGUUCUAGAAUGUUUACUGGCGUCCUCUGGUUCAAACACCACUUGCCGCCAGGAAGCCAUAUUAGAACUGUUACUUCAUCAGGUCCCCUUUAUUGCGAAUAAACAGAUCAAUAACA